Venustampulla echinocandica is the source of this 1935-nucleotide messenger RNA. RefSeq names its product MFS general substrate transporter. Gene Ontology annotation, biological process: transmembrane transport. Lineage: Eukaryota; Fungi; Ascomycota; Leotiomycetes; Helotiales; Pleuroascaceae. The coding region runs from base 1 to 1935 and encodes 644 amino acids. Gene Ontology annotation, molecular function: dipeptide transmembrane transporter activity. The record is from RefSeq and is a predicted model, not a curated record. The transcript has 4 exons. Gene Ontology annotation, cellular component: membrane.
AUGACGCAAGAAAACAAAACGGCUGAUGCCCAAAUCAUGCUUGGGGCGGAUGCCCACUUGGACAUGGACCGUAAAGGUUCAAUGGUCGAGACGGAUCCAGCGGCCAGAGCAAAUAUCGACGAAGACUACGUGAACCGGCCCACCGAGGAAGAGCGUACCACUCUCCGCAGAAUCCCGGGUAGCCUCCCAGCGGUUGCCUAUGUCAUUUGCGCCGUCGAGUUUGCGGAACGAGCAUCUUACUAUGGAGUCCAGCCAUUGUUCGCCAACUAUGUCAACCGAAAGAUGCCCACUGGUGGUAACGGCUACGGCGCCCCUCCAGCGGGCAGUGAACUUCCCGCUGGAGCUCUGGGCAUGGGGACUGUGAAGGCCACCUCCGUAUCUCAAUCCUUCUCUAUGUUGGCAUAUACUCUACCCUUGGUAUUUGGGUGGCUUGCCGACACGAAAACCGGACGCUUCAAGAUGAUUUGCUACGGUGUUGGUGUUUGUGGUGUUGCACACGUUAUCAUGGUUGCCGCUGGUGCACCGUCUCUUCUGGCUAGUGGAAAUGCGAAGAUCCCAUUCUUUCUCAGUGUAUAUAUUCUGUCUGUUGGCGCUGCCAUGUUCAAGCCAAAUAUUUCUCCCACUCUGCUGGAUCAGAUGCAGUCUUCCAGGCCAGAAACUAAAGUUUUAAAAACCGGAGAGAAGGUCAUUGUCGAUCCCGAGCAUACUGCCGAGAGGGCCAUGCUGUGGUUCUACCUCCUCAUUAACAUUGGAGGCUUCAUGAACGUUCCUACCACCUAUACGGAGAAAUACGUCGGGUGGUGGCUCUCGUUCUUACUUCCGCUGUUCCUUUAUAUGCCACUCUUACCCCUUCUCUGGUACCUCCGCAAGCGACUCAUUCUCUACCCCCCAGGAGGAAGCGAUCUCACGAAUGUUUUCCGUGUCCUUGGAGUCUGCUUUAAACGUGGAGGCUUUUUGAGCAUGUUCCGUCGCCGGAAGGGAAAAAGCUUUUUCGACCCUGCGAAGCCGUCCGUUAUUGCUCAGUCUGGCCGUCCUCUGCACGUCCCUUGGAAUGAUGAAUUCGUGAACGAUGUCCGCCGCGCCUUCCAAGCAACCGGUAUCUUUAUGUUCUUCCCUAUCCAGAACAUCAAUGACAAUGGAUUGGGCAAUUCAGCAAACGCGCUCACUACGAUGUUGAAGACCAAAGGUGUUCCUAACGACGUUAUCGGCAACUUCAACUCGCUCUCUAUUAUCUUGAUGGCCCCUGUCCUCAACUUCGGUCUUUAUCCACUCCUUCGCAAAUGGAAGAUUCACUUCGGACCCGUAGCACGCAUAACCUUCGGUCUCUCCAUGGCUGCUGUCGCCGGCGCUGGAUACGCUAUUAUCAACUACUACGCCUACAAACUCGGACCAUGCGGUAACCAUGGCACGACGGGCGAAUGUGAGAUUGGUGAGGGCGUUGCCGAUAUCACCAUCUGGUGGAUGGCAAUUCCUUAUGCUUUGGGAGGUAUCUCUGAACUCUUCGUCAACGUCCCGGCUUAUGGUAUCGCAUACUCCCGUGCACCUCCCAACAUGCGAAGUCUUGUUUCUGCUAUCAACUUGUUCAACUCCGCCAUCGCCUAUGCAUUGGGUCUCGCUUUUGCCGGCCUCAUCAAAGAUCCUUAUCUGACCUGGGAUUUCGGUGCCCCAGCCAUCAUCGGGGUGGCCAUCGCCAUUGCCUUCUAUUGGAUCUACAGAGAUAUCGACAAAGAGGAAUACACACUGUCCACCAAUACGCAGUCGGUCGAUCCAGCAGAGGGUAGCCAUCUCAAGGUUCCACCACAGGCAGACCUCGAUGCUAGCAGCGAGGGUGAGGCAACUAGUGACAAGCGCGAUGUCGCGCCACUUCCUCCCUAUGCGGUGGAUGAUGUUGGUGGCGAGAAGAGGCUCGAAUCGGGCAUUCAGGAGGUCAAGUAA